UCAUUUCACUGUAAAGCUGGCAGAAGGAUGAUGGAGCAGAGUCAGCUGACACAUGGCCGACAGGAUCCUUUUGUCUGGUUCACAGAGUCCCAGAUCCAGUCUGUGUUCAGGAACGGCUCGGUCCCAGAUUGGUUUCAUGGGAUCAUCACAAGGAAAGGCCUUUGUCUCUGCUGAUUUGUAUAGGAUAGCAGAGGAACUGCUAAUGUUCAAGCCGCCUGGCUACUUCCUCAUCAGAGUCAGCGAGAGCCGAAUUGGCUACACCCUCUCAUUCUGUACGGAUGAACGUUGCAGACAUUUCAUGAUUGAUGUACUGGAAGACGGCCAAUACAUCAUAGUAGGGGAGAACAGGAAGCACAGGAGUCUGCAGGACCUGGUGGAGUAUCACCGUAGGACUCCCAUCAUGCCUUUCAAUCAGGUGCUCACAGUUGCUUGUGGACAGUCCCCAGCCAGCCGUGCAGACUAUGCAGAACUGUUGUUUUCCCCAAGAGCCCGAAGCUAUACCACCAGUGUGAUACCUAACAACCUCCAACAACCCACUAUAAGUUACCCAAAACCAGAGAUGCCACCUGCCCUUCCACAUCGACCCGACAACCUAAGGAACUCUGUUAUUGUCCAAAGUAGCCAACCAAAGAGGCUCUACCCUUGUUUGGGGGAAGAUCUCAAACACGUCACCGUUCCUUCUCCAGCUUCGCCUGUGCCAAAGAUAAGGGAUAGAUUUACAGCUGAAAGCUCUCCGUUGAAACAGCCUCCUGAAGUCCCUUUGAGGAAUCAUGUCACCCAGGUUCAGAACCCGGCCUGCACCAGAACGACCAUGGGGUCCGAGAUCCCCUCUACGCCCUCAGCGUCAGAGAGAAAACUCACCGCCAAUGUGAAUCCAGUAAAGUUCCAGGAGCUGAGGCCAUUAGUGGUCACAAACCUAAAAAACCUCAAGAAGAUCUUCCAGAAAAAGAUGAGCAACCCACAGGAAAACGUGUAUGAAGAGAUAACUAAAGUACCAGGCGACAGCAGCGAAGUGGAGGAGAAUGAAUACCAGGAAGUCACAGGGGAUUUCACAUGUAGUGGCCCUCCAAACUAUCACAGAGAUGAGGGACUAAACAAUCCAAAUUUACCCCAGGAAUACAGAUCACCUCCACCCUUUGCUCCAGGCUACUGACACAACUUAAAGCUCCCCUAAUGGCUAUGUUGGUAUUGCACUGUAACCCUAUUAUUAAGGAAGGAGAGGCCAAUAGAUCAAUAAAUGUUGAUGUAAAAGUUUGUGAUAUGCUGAAAAAGAUUACAUUGAAUAUCAAUUCAGCAAAUGCGUCAGAUAGAACAGAUUGUACGUAUUCUAUUAGGAGAAACAGGCUUAAAACACAUCAUCCCUUUAGUCCUUUUGAAU
This is a messenger RNA of Cyprinodon variegatus (sheepshead minnow), 1378 nucleotides long. RefSeq names its product hematopoietic SH2 domain containing (gene hsh2d). The record is from RefSeq and is a predicted model, not a curated record. Lineage: Eukaryota; Metazoa; Chordata; Actinopteri; Cyprinodontiformes; Cyprinodontidae. Bases 53 to 1153 code for a protein of 366 amino acids. The transcript has 6 exons. Gene Ontology annotation, cellular component: cytoplasm.